AUGGCAGCUGCCCCCACACCGUCGGCUCCCCUGGUGUGUCAGAAGUGCCAGGAACCCACGACCAUGAGUUGCAGCUCGGCAACGGGCCGCAACCCGUUGUUGAGAGCCUGCAACGGAUGCCUCGCGACGGAGAGAUGGUUGACACGUGCCAGCGCCAGGCCGAAAGUCGGCAAGACUGAGUCCGAGCAGGACAAGGAGCGGCGGGUGUCAGCCCUCCAAGUAAAGGAGGACCUCAAGCAAAAAACGCCAGAAGAAAAGGCUCAGUGGUACCAAAGCCAGAAGCUGCAACGUGCCCAGGAGGAGCAGUCCAAAAAGAGGACUUUCUCCUCCGCGGUCGGAUCUGUCGAAGACAUCCGUGAGAAACAGAACAUCUCGGACGAUGUCGAGAGUUUCGUAACCUUCCGCACCUGGGCACAACAGGAACUCACCCUCAAAACGUUCUCGACUCUUGCAGAGGCAAAAGUUGCCUGGGAGAAGAAAAUCAAGGACCCCAACACGAGGACCAUGCAGAAGCAUGGUGAGACACUCAUGUAUGAAUUCCGGGGAGUCGAACUGAGGGGACGAGAUUCCCACGGACUGCGAGCGGGAUUGCGACAGCGCAUGGACAUCGGCUCCCAGGAAGACCUCGACGAGUAUCACGAGGAGAGCGGGAGCAGGAUGAAGCGAGCUCGCCAACGGUUGGACAUUGAGACUGCGGCCAAGUUCGAGGCCGGGGAGGCCGAGCUGGAGAAGCCGGUGCCGCUUUUGACGGUGUCCAAGGACAUCGGCCAGCUGAAAGAAAUCGAAGAGAGCAGGGACGAGGAGCUGUUUUCUCUUGCCACGAAAGUUGCAGCAGAGAAAAAGGCCCAACAGGCCUUGAAGAAAGAGGAGCUGGAGAAGAAGCCCAAGAGUCUCCCACUGGAGAAGCUCGCCUUCGAGGCGGCUCGAAAGAAGGCCAUCCAGUCCAUGAGCGACGUGGGGCUGCGGUUGCGCAACAGCCUGACAGCUCAGGACACGGAGCUGGAAAAGACCCUGGAGACGGAGAGCCAGGAUCUGCGAGACGAAAGGAGCGAGAAAGUGAAGGAGAUCGACCAGAUGCUGGCCUCUGUGCAGGAGGCAAUGCAAGAGAAGGACCUUGAGUGGAAAGAGUGGGAGAACAGCACCUGCCCAGAGGAUCUCGCGGUGAGCCGCGAGAAAAUCCAGCAGUUCAUUAAGAGCUACCACACUGCCGAGCCCAAGCUGAAAGCUGUCAAGGACAAGCUGACAGAUCUGCGCCUUUGGCAUGGUAAGUUAAAGAAAAGCAUCAACGACCGGGAGAAAGCAGCAGCAAAGACAUCAGCCAACAAGAAGCUGUCCGGUGGUGAGAAAAACCUCGCACUUCUUGCCGCCGAUCUAUGCGGCUGCACCCUGGAGCCGACAGGCUCCGUGGACUACUCCUACAUCGGCCCGAACUUGCUGAAGAAAAACUCCCCGCUCGUGUUCGAAAAAGCCCGCAGCAGCCAGCUCACGGCAACCAUCCGGGGCCUGGAAUAUUACCGCCUGCAAAAAUCCUGGGUUGCGGAGAAGAUGAAGAGUGCGAACACUUCCUCCUGCACGGCGAUGAUAAGCAAGAAGCCGGUGGUGAAGAAGUUGGGGGAUGUGUUGCUUCGGUCCUGGUCAGAGAUCUACGGCGGAGCAGAGGAGCGGGCCUGUCUCACGGGCGUUCCGGAGGAUAUGAAAGACCACUUCGUGGUCCAGUUCGGACAGCGGAUGAAGAAGACUUGCAGUGUUCUCUUCCGCACGGAUCUUAACCUGCCCACCCUGGUGGUGGUGCUGGAAGGCCGCUUGACCAUCGGAGGGUUUCGCCAGCGAGUGCUCAAGGGGAGCACAGAGGCGGAAAAGGCAGCUGAGUUGGAUGCCUUGAAGGCACCGGAUGUCCAAGCUUUACUGGGCCUGCAAUUGCACGCAGCCUUCGAUGGUCGCGAGGAGGCGGCUGAACUAAUAGAGGUGUUCAUGCCAGGCAUCAACAGAGAUGGGAAAUAUCAGAGAGCUGAUGUUCUUGUGACAUGGGCACGAGAAAACGAAUCAGCAAUCAAGCGGCAGCGAAGGGAGUCAUUGCAUGGUAUGUGGGAAGUGCUACCACAGCAACGUGUGGUGCCGAAGCUGACAGACACAUUUGAUGAGCUGGCAAGGAGCAACCCGCUUGUCCUGCUGCCGGCGCUGCAGCGGAAGAGGCGCUUGCUUAAAGAAAAUACGGACGCUACACAGCGCGCGAAGGAGGAACAGCUCGCAAAGAAGAAGUAUGCCUUACAAUUGGCCGGGAUACUUAAGGAAGCGAAGUUGCCACUGGUGCAACAGCUGGAGGGAGUGGACCAGCCUGAGGAAGUUUGGCCACGGAUAUUUGGAACCCGCAGGAGCAAAACGCUGCGAAACCGCUUGAAGGCUUGGCAACCCUUUAGGACGUGGCUGCAGUGCGUCCAUGAUGCGCAAUGGCCGACUAGCGUGCGGCAGCUGAUUGAUUAUAGCAAUGAGAGAUUUCAAAGUGAGUGUGGCAAGACAGUGCUGAACAGUUUCCAGGCGUCGCUGGCUGUCUUGGAGCAGGUGGGAAAGGUCGCUGAGACACAGCGGCUAUCGAGCGACACAACAUGGCUGGCACACUUGAAGUCAUUGACUGCAGACUUGGUGGGUGAGCAAGCGCCCGUACAGCAAGCCCCAAUGAUGACGGUGGCUAUGAUCAUUUCACUUGAGCUGCACAUUGCGAGGGAGGACGAGCCUGAGUAUGUACGGGCAAUGGCAUUCGUUGCGCUGCUGGCUGUGUAUGGUUCCAUGAGAAUGGACGACUUGCAAGGGAUGCUGCCGGCUACCAUGCGGCUUACUGCACAGGGCUUCAGAGCUACGCUUGGACGCACCAAGACAACAGGCGUCGAUCGGCGCAACAAGGAGGUCACAGUCUUCAUACACAGGCAGGCGGGUUUGUCCGGCUUUGAUUGGUUAGGUGAGGGUUUCGCGCUUUGGAAGAAGUAUACGCAGCCGAGAGACUACCUAGUCAUGACUGCCAGGGACGAUUGGAAAGGGCCAACUAAGCAUUUCGCUAAGAGCGAAGUUGUCGCUGGCUAUGUGCGUGAGGUUUUCAAGAGGCUUGCAACGCCGAAGUUUCAGGAUGGGGCAUACCGCCUCAACUUGCAGAGAUACCUCCUGGUGGAAGGGGCUCAAGGCUUCUUCACGGGGCAUAGCCCACGCAAUUGGCUUACUUCAGCCGCCGCAGUGUUGGGUUGGACUAAGGAUCAGAGGGAUUUCUUGGGUCGUUGGCUUAUCGGUGGUUCUGGUUCAGCUGACUACACGCGCACAUCCCGGGAAGUCGUGCAUCGUAUUCAGAUCGGAGUCUGCAGAGCAAUUGUCACCGGCCAAGGGGGCGAGUAUCAAGAGAUCGAGGCCCUCGAAGAGUUAAAGGCUUAUGUGGACGAGCGUGGAGGUUCAGGUGCAUUGGCAAGGAGGCGGCAUGACAUUCUUAGGACUGUGGGAGGUGCGCGCUGCUUGGGUAACAAGUGGCCUGUCAUUGAGUUAGAUGAUGCAGAUGCCAGUGAGGAGGAGGAGGCUGCCGAAGCCAUGACCGUUGAGGGCAUUGCCACAAAAUACUUUAUUAGCAUCAGUCGUAAGACGGGCCAUCGCAGGUUGCACUUGAACGGGAUGAAGGAGGAUCAAGGUUCCGAAGAAGACCAGGCGGAUCAGAGAGCUGAAGUUGCGAAGAUGGAUUCAGACUUGCAAUAUGUGCUUCAGGAAGCCAGUGCGUCACUGGCCACACAAUAUCAGGUUGCUCGGCUCCAUCAGAGUCGUAGGCGAUUCCAGGCGAUCGCCGAUAACCGCGAAGGUGCCAGGACAGCGGCACGUGACUUCGGGAUUAAUCCCGAUACGCCUGCAGGCCGUGUUGAGGUGGCCGCGAUAGUAGCUGCAUGGGAACUUGCAAAGGAGUAUGCGAGUAAAGAAGUCGAGCUUCGUGCGGAGGCGAAGGUGUUAGGCCAUAAGAGGAUCUUGCAAGUGCAGGAACGCCAAGCUAUGUUGAAGGCGGUGACGGAUGCAUACGGGAAGAUGAAUGAAAGCGAGACGCCAAGUGCGGAGUACUUGGCCACCAAGGCCGAAGAAUGCGAGAGCAACGAGCCCCUAGCGAGUUCACUUGAUCGUAUCUCUUCAAAGAAAGAUUCGCAGGUGGAGAGCCUCCAGACAAGCAUUGAUCCCACUGGGCAUGUUCGUGUGACAAAGACGAUGCAGAAGUUGGAAAUGCCGCAUCACUCCGAGGGCUACCGUCGCUUGAUGAAGGUGGAGGCCCAUGCCUGGCUCUGCAUGAGUGCCCGAUUUAAGGCGAAGGCAUGGUUGCAAGGGCUUCAGCUUGAAGAUUUUACAAGGUUUGUAGAAUACAUCUUGGGAGAUCGUGUUGGCAAUUUGAAGUUGCCCACUGCUUCAGGGCAGGAGACGCAGUUCAAUCGGUUCAUGUUUUUCGUUCUGCAGGCAGGCUGGCAGGCAGCAGCACUGCCUAAGCCUCGCAUCCUCAACCUCGAGGCAGCAUCGGCUGUCAGUUAA
Molecule: messenger RNA, 4533 nt
Organism: Symbiodinium sp. CCMP2592
Lineage: Eukaryota; Dinophyceae; Suessiales; Symbiodiniaceae
Source: the annotation of a GenBank genome assembly